Molecule: messenger RNA, 2515 nt
Organism: Danaus plexippus (monarch butterfly)
Lineage: Eukaryota; Metazoa; Arthropoda; Insecta; Lepidoptera; Nymphalidae
Gene: muc
Product: dihydrolipoyllysine-residue acetyltransferase component of pyruvate dehydrogenase complex, mitochondrial
Exons: 10
Coding region: 122-1618 (498 amino acids)
Biological process (GO): pyruvate decarboxylation to acetyl-CoA
Cellular component (GO): pyruvate dehydrogenase complex
Molecular function (GO): dihydrolipoyllysine-residue acetyltransferase activity
Source: RefSeq, a predicted model, not a curated record
UUGUCACUGUCAUUUACAACGAGCAUUUCAACGACCUACAAGUCGAUAAAGGUCAAUCUCCUGGUUUCAUAAAAAUUCGUCCUGAUUUUCUAGACGUAAUACUCAAAAUUGUAAAUCAAAAAUGCUACGAACGAUUUUAGUGCGAAAUCAAAUAUUAAACGAUACAGUUAAAAAAGCAAUCCGGUGUAAUAUAACGAGAUGUUUAAGCACAGAAUUGGCAAGACGAAAGCAGCCAAAUAAGCCAUUAGGUGUAACACAACAUAAGAUAAAGCCAGAACACAAAUGGGGAAUUCAAAUCAGGAGCUAUUCAAGUCUUCCAUCACAUUCAAAGGUAAACCUACCAGCAUUAUCACCGACUAUGGAAAAUGGGUCUAUAGUGAGCUGGGAAAAGAAGGAGGGUGAUAAACUAAGUGAAGGUGAUCUUUUAUGUGAAAUCGAGACUGAUAAAGCCACAAUGGGCUUUGAAACUCCAGAGGAGGGUUACUUAGCGAAAAUCCUCCUACCCGCCGGUACAAAAGGUGUCCCCGUAGGGAAGUUGCUAUGUAUUAUAGUUGAAAAUCAAGCGGAUGUUGCAGCAUUUAAAGAUUACAAGGAUGAUUCCACAGGAGUGCCAUCAAAACAACCACCGAAACGAGCGGGUGAUGCUAAACCGGCUGCGGCACCAGCACCAGCACCAGCAGCGCCAGCGGCUCCAUCUCCAGCUCCAGCUGCAGCCCCAGCUGUAGCACCAGCUGUGGCCCCAGCUGCUGCUGAACAUGGCAGGUUGUAUGCUAGUCCAAUGGCCAGGCGAUUAGCUGAGCUUAAGAAUAUGAGGUUGGGUGGUCAAGGUUCAGGGCUGUAUGGGUCAUUAAAGAGUGGUGAUCUCGCAGCUGCGGGCCAGCCUGCAGCGGCAGCUGCACCACCAGCUCCAGGUGCUGCUUACACAGAUAUACCAUUGACCAGCAUGAGAGAAGCCAUCGCCAAGAGGUUGUCACUAUCCAAACAAACAAUACCACAUUACCAAUUGACUGUCAUAGCUAAUGUUGAGAAGUUGCUGGAAAUGAGGAAGAGGAUUAAUGAAAAGUUACAGGCUGAUAAGUCUGAUGUUAAGAUUUCAGUCAACGAUUUUAUCCUUAAGGCUGUAGCUUCAGCCUGUAAAAGAGUACCAACAGUCAAUUCACAUUGGAUGGAAACGUUUAUUAGACAGUUCAACAAUGUGGAUGUCUCAACAGCUGUAGCGACACCCUCUGGUCUGAUCACACCCAUUAUAUUCAAUGCUGAUUCCAUCGGGAUCAUCGAGAUAUCGAAGGAGAUGAAGAAGUUAGCAGCCAAAGCGAGGGAAGGAAAACUUCAGCCUCAGGAAUUUGUCGGAGGCACAGUCACAGUCUCCAAUCUAGGAAUGUUUGGUAUCGCAAACUUCACAUCUAUAAUCAACCCGCCUCAAUCUCUGAUACUGUCUGUCGGUGGACUGCAGGAUAUGAUGAUUCCAGAUAAAAAUGAACCACAAGGGUUCCGCUUCGCAAAGGUCAUGACAUUCACCGCGUCAGCUGAUCACCGCGUCAUAGACGGGGCGGUCGGCGCUCAAUGGAUGAAGGAAUUGAGAGAAAACAUCGAAGAUCCAGCCAACAUCAUACUGUAAACAAUACUGACUGACUCACACUACUAUGAGUUUUGAUACACUUCAUUUAAUGUAGAGAUUCAAUACUCUAUGAAUGUUUGACAACCCUGAACAUAUCCAUCUAUGGUUUUCAUGUUGUGUUUGACAACCCUGAACCUGUGUUUUUCAUAUCGUCUGGCCUAGUACAUAAUUCCAAUAAUCAAUCAAAACUCAUAGUAUGUGUUAAUACGUCAAGUUUAUUAUGGUUGUAACAGUGGAUAGUGUUUCUUUAACCCGUCUCAUGUUAUUGGUCGUACUUGCUGAUUGAUACUUUUGUCUGUCAGUUAUAACGCCACAUUGAGGAGAUUCUACUGUAAUUGUGGUAUAUUUGUUAAACAUGUAAAUGUAAGUUUUAAUUGAUUUUUAAUUAAAAAUUUAAAUAUAUAUAUAUAUAUAUAUAAUGUUAAUAUAAGUUCAAUCGGCAAGUUAUGAAAUUUGAAGGAGCUCUACAUCAUCCUAUAUUGUUUAUAUUUUUUAAUAUAAUUUAUUUUGUUUAUAAUAGUCUAAGAGCAAUUAGUAAAAAAAAUAUAUACAUUUAUACCACAUUUAUCAUCGAUAUCAUGGGAUUAUUUUAUUUAUCAUUAAGUUGAAAUCAUGGGAUCUAUCAUAUAAAUUGCAAUUUGAGAUAAAUUCUGUAGUUACGUACAUUUUUUUUAAAGCAAACAGUUUUUAUUGUACUUAUAGUAGCUCUGUAAAUCUCCACAUCUAAACCAUUCUGUCAUCUUGCAGUUGAGAUAUUUUUUUUUUUUUUACUUAUUUAUUUUUUUUAUUAUCUUAUAUCAUUAUAUGUAAAUAAUAGUAAUAUUAACGUUGAAUAUGUAUGGUUUGACGCUAGCUGAAUGGAAAUUUAGUGAAAAUAUAUUAAUAAUAAUACCUUUA